This is a messenger RNA of Diaporthe batatas, 660 nucleotides long. RefSeq lists its product as uncharacterized. The coding region runs from base 1 to 660 and encodes 219 amino acids. The transcript has 2 exons. The record is from RefSeq and is a predicted model, not a curated record. Lineage: Eukaryota; Fungi; Ascomycota; Sordariomycetes; Diaporthales; Diaporthaceae.
AUGAACGCAGCUCAAGCAGGCAGAGUCGGAGAGAGCAGUAUCCGGCUGCUGCAGCUGGCCGGCUCACUCGACGGCGUCGUAGCCGUCGUCGGGGAGUAUCCCCAGACAUGGCCAGGCGACAACCGCUUAGACCAGUUCGUCAUACACGUCCUCGCCGACCCCGAGGCGGCAAGCGGCCAGCUACCAGCUGACCAAUAUCAAUUCGUGAUCGAGGAGCCUACCGAACAGGCACACUGGGUCGUGGACUACUGGACGUUCCAGAAGGGGUUUUACAGCUAUGACAAGCGCAGGCUGCAGUUUGGGCACACAUCGGCCGUGGAUGUGUUCGUGCAGGCGCCGGAUGCCACCCCCAUGUCCGGCUACGAGGCGGCCCUGCAGCGCUUGAAGAUCCUGGUGGGCGAGGCUGUGUCGCGUGGGCUGCGUGAUCUGCGCAUCGUCAUAUCAGCAACUAACCCACAGACCUUACCGACCCACAGGUUCUCGGAUUCAAGGGCCAGGGAACAGCAAGAGCUUGUCAGCCGCUGUAUGCAGGUUUGUCAAGAACUCACUGACCAUGUUGAUCUGGAGUUGCGCAACGUCGACUCGCUCCGCAAUUUCUUAGGCCCGACGAGCAGCUUGCGGGGCUGUACAUUUCAGGACCAUGAGAUUCCCGAGUGGUAA